AGAGGUGCUUUCAUUGUGUUUGAGGGCAUGGACCGCGCCGGCAAGACGACACAGGCCAAGCUACUGCAGCAGCGGUGCAUCGAGGAGGGCAAGGACGUACGGUUCAUGAGAUUCCCGGAUAGGACGACGCCUAUCGGCCAGAUGAUCGACGCGUACCUCAAGGGCCAGACGGAAAUCGAGGAUCACGUUAUCCACUUGCUGUUCAGCGCGAACCGGUGGGAGGCUCUCAAAUCUAUCCACGCCGCCUUGGCUAGCGGACAGACGAUCAUUUGUGACCGCUACUAUCACAGUGGCAUUGUAUACAGCGCCGCAAAGCAAAACCCGUCGCUUCAUCUCUCCUGGGCAAAGGCCCCCGAGGUGGGACUUCCGCGUCCGGACCUGGUCUUGUUCCUCGACCUCGAGGAGAAGGUCGCCCGCGAGCGCGGAGGAUGGGGUGGCGAGGUCUACGAGAGGGGUGAGAUGCAGCGCAGAGUCCGCGAGCUAUUCUGGGGCUUGAGC
Messenger RNA from Truncatella angustata, 498 nucleotides. Its product is annotated as thymidylate kinase-domain-containing protein. Gene Ontology annotation, biological process: dTDP biosynthetic process; dUDP biosynthetic process; dTTP biosynthetic process. The record is from RefSeq and is a predicted model, not a curated record. Gene Ontology annotation, molecular function: ATP binding; dTMP kinase activity. Gene Ontology annotation, cellular component: cytoplasm; cytosol; nucleus. The annotation marks the transcript as partial. Lineage: Eukaryota; Fungi; Ascomycota; Sordariomycetes; Amphisphaeriales; Sporocadaceae. The transcript is spliced from 2 exons.